AAAUAUCAGACUAUAUUCAAGUAAUUCUUCCAAACUCAAAAUGAUCAGCUCUGAUCAGAUAGCAGCGCUGGCGAUUUUUUCGAUCAGCUCCAUUGGUGUCUUGGCAAACUGGACGGUUGCAAUUUUGAUCAGAAGACUGCCUUCUUUGAAGAACUCAUUUGGAAUGCUGACUACAUCACAGUCUAUUGGGGAUGCAGUUAUUUCAACAAUUUUUGCAUUUUUAAUCGCUCCAAUGUGUUUUUUCAACUUGGAAUAUCUGAAAACGUAUUCCUCUGUCAUCGGCCAUGUGUUGAUAAUUGCGUACGAGAUUUCAACGUACUCUCAUUUGUGCAUUUCGUUGAAUCGAUUCUGUGCAAUAGUGGCUCCGAUCAAAUAUGAAAACAUUUUCAGCAUUCCCAACACCAAUAAGUUGAUAGCUUUCUUCUGGGCUAGCGCCACUCUUCCUUCAUUUUAUCUCUAUGUUUACAACGACUGCAAAUUCUACUUUGCUGACAUAUUCUGGGUAUUCACUUUCUCCGACAAUCCCGUGUGCAACACUAUUGCCUGGUAUGCAGGAUUUUUGAAGUAUAACUCGAUUGUUAUCAGCAUUGUGAUAAUUGAUGUGAUAACGGUGUCGAAAGUUAGAAGCUACAAAGCAAAGGUAUUCGGAAUAUCAACUCACUCCGCUUCCAAGAGCAGUUAUGAAAUGAACUUCCUGAAACAGGCCUGCCUUCAGGCUUUUGUGUUUGUUUGCGAACUAGUCACCUAUUUUUUAAUUACACCGAAAAUGGAUCCAAGUGAGAGAUGGGCUUGCUUUGUAUUGUCUACUGUUGCUUGGAUAUCCGUACAUACGUUGGAUGGAAUUAUCACUUUGAGUUUCAACAAGGAGUUCACCAAUACCAUUUUUGGAAAUGCAAAACCGACUGACCUCUCAACAGCCGCCGAGCCUGCCGAAAUUCCUUCGAACGUUGGAAGCACUUCUUUGAGAUUAUAA
Caenorhabditis elegans is the source of this 973-nucleotide messenger RNA. RefSeq names its product G-protein coupled receptors family 1 profile domain-containing protein (gene srx-51). Gene Ontology annotation, cellular component: membrane. Bases 41 to 973 code for a protein of 310 amino acids. NCBI's taxonomy places the organism in Eukaryota, Metazoa, Nematoda, Chromadorea, Rhabditida, Rhabditidae. The record is from RefSeq and is marked reviewed. The transcript is spliced from 8 exons. Gene Ontology annotation, biological process: G protein-coupled receptor signaling pathway; signal transduction. Gene Ontology annotation, molecular function: G protein-coupled receptor activity.